AUGCCCAUUGUCUUGUCCCGCCCAGUGACCGGGAAGUCCACGGCGAGCAUCAACAUAUCCACAGCCAAGACGCUGCAAGAUGUGGCGGUCGUGUUGAUCGACCUGCAUGGGCGGCUGGUCAGGAAGAACAAGUUGAAGCCCAGGGCGGUUGCGGAGCAGCUCGAGAGUCAGCUGUCUGUUUUUCGCAAGGCCUGCCGGCAGUUGCAGCGGUCAAUGUCUCAGUACCCGAUCCUAGCUUGCGAAAUCGGGUGA
Messenger RNA from Symbiodinium necroappetens, 252 nucleotides. Lineage: Eukaryota; Dinophyceae; Suessiales; Symbiodiniaceae. The record is from the annotation of a GenBank genome assembly.